This is a messenger RNA of Pelobates fuscus (common spadefoot toad), 2895 nucleotides long. RefSeq lists its product as uncharacterized. The transcript has 12 exons. The coding region runs from base 1 to 2895 and encodes 964 amino acids. The record is from RefSeq and is a predicted model, not a curated record. NCBI's taxonomy places the organism in Eukaryota, Metazoa, Chordata, Amphibia, Anura, Pelobatidae.
AUGGAAGAACAAAAACAGGAAGCAUCUGAAGAUGUAGACAUGGUAGACAAAUCUGAACAAGCUACCACCAAUGGAGCUGGAGACCUCUCAUCAGUAGGACCUGAUAACUCUCUCUCACCAGGAGGAGCUGGUAACCCUCUCUCACCAGGAGGCGCUGGUAACCCUCUCUCACCAGGAGGCGCUGGUAACCCUCUCUCACCAGGAGGCGCUGGUAACCCUCUCUCACCAGGAGGCGCUGGUAACCCUCUCUCACCAGGAGGCGCUGGUAACCCUCUCUCACCAGGAGGCGCUGGUAACCCUCUCUCACCAGGAGGCGCUGGUAACCCUCUCUCACCAGGAGGCGCUGGUAACCCUCUCUCACCAGGAGGCGCUGGUAACCCUCUCUCACCAGGAGGAGCUGGUAACCCUCUCUCACCAGGAGGCGCUGGUAACCCUCUCUCACCAGGAGGCGCUGGUAACCCUCUCUCACCAGGAGGCGCUGGUAACCCUCUCUCACCAGGAGGCGCUGGUAACCCUCUCUCACCAGGAGGCGCUGGUAACCCUCUCUCACCAGGAGGCGCUGGUAACCCUCUCUCACCAGGAGGCGCUGGUAACCCUCUCUCACCAGGAGGCGCUGGUAACCCUCUCUCACCAGGAGGCGCUGGUAACCCUCUCUCACCAGGAGGCGCUGGUAACCCUCUCUCACCAGGAGGCGAUGGUAACCCUCUCUCACCAGGAGGCGCUGGUAACCCUCUCUCACCAGGAGGCGCUGGUAACCCUCUCUCACCAGGAGGCGCUGGUAACCCUCUCUCACCAGGAGGUGCUGGUAACCCGAUCUCACCAGGAGGACCUGGUAACUCUCUCUCGCCAGGAGGACCUGGUAACCCUCUCUCACCAGGAGGAGCUGACAAAGGGCAAGGAGAGUCUGCAAUGAAACUGAAUAUUGAGGAUGAGGAUGAAAACUUUUCAUCAGGACCAGCACCAGAUGUUAACAUGAAUGGGGAAGGUCCUUUGUCAGGACAAGCACUGGCAGGAGCUAGCUGCCCAAGUACUAGCUCUGAACAAUAUGCUCCAGGUGGCAAAAACCAAGAGCCAUCUGAUAGAGAAAUGGAGAUCUCACAGGAACCAGGCAGCCAGGACAGAACUGGAACUGCAGGAGGUGGAGGUGCAGAAGCUGCUGUUGGGGGCAGUUGUAGAGAGGAGGAACAAUCCGUCCAAAACACAGAAAUCACCGAAAGGCAGAGAAUGGAGAAGGUUGGGAUAUUUCUCACCGAUCUCAAACCAGACUACAUCUGGCUGGCAGAUUAUCUAUCUAAAAUCUCUCGAGACAUGGCAUCUAAUGUCCUACCUAUUUCUGAUGUGUCCUUGGAGGAUGUCAUUGAUAGAAAUUCUCUUCACAUUAUUCAUCACUCCAUGAGAUCUCAAGUAUCCCGGGAUGAAUUGCAGAGUCACCUGACUCACUUCAUAAAACGUUCCCAGCCUGUGAAAGUGCUGAUCACUGAUGUAACAGAUAAAUAUUCUGAGAUGAAGAGAUUCUGGGCGUCUCAGGCAGAGACAAACAAAUGGGAAUCACUGUCCUUCACUGAGGCUGAACUGGACUCCAUCAAACCGGACCGACUGAAACCCUGGACAGAUAGAAACACGGAGCUUAAAUUAAAGGGAAUGAGGGACAUCCUGAGCCGAGCAGGUUUCCUGACAAAGCGUGCACAGAAGGUUGGGAUCUUCUCCAGAUCGUCAGAGGAGGAUUAUUUAUGGCUGCAGACCCUGCUCAGAUCUGAGGGGUUCAAGGAUUGGGUUCAGGAGGUCAGACCGUAUUACAUCUCUAACUCCGGGUACAGUCAGUUCAGACAGGAUGUGUCUCAAUGCACGUUUGGGAUUCUGUAUCACACCAAGAACAGAGGGAGGAUUAAUGUCACUAAUGUGACAAGUUCUCUGUACGACAAAGAGCUAAAAUAUCUGUCUGAUACACUAGGGAAAGAUAAAGUCAUCGUGGUGGUUGAUGAUCUGGAUGAUAACAGUCAGGAGAUGAAAGCCAGCAUCCUACAGAACCAGCCGAGUAUUGGGAAGUUGGCCCAGGAUCUGUUCCUCUUCAGGACGGAGGAGAAGGGAGAAUGGAUGAAGUAUCUACCUGCGCUACAGCCAGUGGAUAAGGAGAAGCUGCAGGAAAAACUGAACACUGUUAAAGGCUGGAUAAGAUUAGAACCAACAGGAGAACCCAGCUAUCUUAAAACACAAGAAGGUUGUGAUAAAGUGAAAGGUUUCGGUUCAGAAAUAAUUGAUAAAGCCACCUCCUUCCUUAAAGAUGUGAGCAAUGCAUGGAAAAAACCCAAGACUCCAGAAGGAAAACACACAGUUGGGAUCUUCUCCAGAUCGGGGCAGGAUGAAUACUCCUGGCUGCAGACCCUGCUCAGAUCUGAGGGGUUCAGGGAUUGCGUUCAGGAGGUCAGACCCUGUUACAUCUCCAACAACCACCAGGAGUUCAUACAGAAUGUGUCUCAAUGCACGUUCGGGAUCCUGUAUCAUUCUGAGAACAAAGAGAGGAAGGAUAUCUCUCUUACCAAUGAUCUGACGUGUUUGUCUUCUACGUUUGGGAAGGGUAAUGUCAUUGUGGUGGUUGAUGAUCUGCCUGAUGAUAGUCUGGCUGUGAAACACAUGAUCCUAAAGCUCCACCCGUGUAUUGGGGCAUUGGCCCAAGAGCUGAUCCUCUUCAACAGGCAGGAGAAGAUACAUAGUGAUGGACGAGCACGGACUCAGAAUGUGCUGGAGAAACAGCAAACAAUUAAAGAGAUGAUACGAGCAGCAGAUAAGAGAAUCCGACCAUCUGACCAAUCACACGGAUCUCAGCAUCCCAGGAAGAAUUCCAUUUCGACACAUCAAUUACAAGGGGUAAGAGAUAAAAUUACCUUCAAAUUUUAA